Messenger RNA from Cynara cardunculus var. scolymus (artichoke), 966 nucleotides. RefSeq lists its product as uncharacterized. Lineage: Eukaryota; Viridiplantae; Streptophyta; Magnoliopsida; Asterales; Asteraceae. The record is from RefSeq and is a predicted model, not a curated record. The coding region runs from base 1 to 966 and encodes 321 amino acids. The transcript has 10 exons.
AUGGUUGGUCGUAUCAUAUACGAACACGUGGUUGACAACCGUCUUAGAUUAAUGGCUGUGAACAAUAUUACAUUCAUUGAAGAUCUUGACAUACAGAAGGAUGAUUUCACUGUGAAGGAUUUUAAGAGUUCCAUUUUUAGUUUCUCAUUUGUGAUAUUUGCAAAUCUUAUAUCCAAAAGUAUCCCAGAACAUACAGCAGUCGAUAUAAUUGGUGAAGUUAUUGUUUGUGAGACAAUGGUGACUGUUCCGGAUAACAAUGGAAAAGCCAAGAGAAGGAUGCAGGAUGCGUUCGCUCAGACAUUGAAUGAUUAUGUUUCUACUAACAAGGACAAGGGGAUUGUUAUUAUUGUUAUUCAGUUUGCAAUGGUCAAAAUUUAUAGAGAAAGACCAUUUCUUUCUAACUCAUUCAAUGGUACGAGGUUGUUCAUCAAUUCGGACAUUGGUGAAAUCAAGGAUUUUAAGAAAAGUUUGAUUCGGGAAAGUGGCGAAUCUAAAUCGUCACAACAGAUUUCAAUGCUCUCUGGAUUGUCUUAUUCAUAUCAUGAAUAUUUUCUAGACAGAACCAGUAGAGCAAACAUUGUUGAAAUCAGUGAGACUGUUGAGGCAAAAUCACUAAUUGUAUUAGGAACGGUGAAAGUAUUUAGGAAGGAUCUCCCUUGGUUUUACAUGGGUUGCACGAGGUGUAACCGCAAGGUUCGACCCAUGUACACUAUAACUGACAAGGAUGAUGGAUCAGCUAUGAAAGAAKAGAGUGAAAGUUUUGAAUGUACGACUGACAGAUGCAAAGGUAAAAAGACAGAGGUGUUGCCAAAAAUUUCUUUGAGAGUUCAGGAUGAUACUGGAAUUGUAUCAUUGACAUUAUUUGAUCGAGAAGCUAAUAAAGUUUUGAAUCAAACGGCAACAGAGUUGUAUGAAAAAGUUAAAGAGAGUGCUGAUUUAGAUAUGUUUCCGGAUGACUUGUGUUAA